This is a messenger RNA of Talaromyces proteolyticus, 1035 nucleotides long. RefSeq names its product putative nicotinamide N-methyltransferase. Bases 1 to 1035 code for a protein of 344 amino acids. The record is from RefSeq and is a predicted model, not a curated record. The transcript has 2 exons. NCBI's taxonomy places the organism in Eukaryota, Fungi, Ascomycota, Eurotiomycetes, Eurotiales, Trichocomaceae. Gene Ontology annotation, molecular function: protein-lysine N-methyltransferase activity. Gene Ontology annotation, biological process: peptidyl-lysine dimethylation.
AUGCUGCAGUCGCGUCUCCGACCCCUCCCCCGCAAAGAUCAGACGUCGCAAAAAACACCCACACAGAACCUACAAACCAUCCAAGCCGAAGUUUCGCAGCUCAACGAGCACAACCUACAAGAUGAAGAGGAGGACGACGAUGUAGAAGAUAUAUUUUCGGCAUUUCUGCCCCACCUACUCCCCGACGACGCCCCCCAAUUCCACGGCGACCCUGGCCAGCGUCUCCGAUACUCGUCGCCAAUGUACGGCGAUCUGACCAUCAUGGUCCCCCACUACCCCGGGCAAAGCGAGAACCGGAAUGAUGAGAUUGCAGCUGGUCUGCACACGGAGAAUAGAGCGAAUCAGGUCGAAGAAGGGAGGAAGCUUUUUGCGCAUUUCCUCUGGAGCGCGGCGAUGGUGGUGGCCGCGGGCGUGGAAGAUGCGGCGGCUGCAAAGAAAAAUUCUACGGGAGAAGAUAAGUUGAUGUGGAGUGUUGACGGACAUAGGGUUUUGGAGCUUGGUGCUGGCGCCGGCCUACCGUCUGUUAUAUCGGUGCUCUCUUCAGCCUCGCAUGUCACAAUGACCGACCACCCCUCAUCACCGGCGUUCCUCGGGGCGAUGGAGUAUAAUAUAAUGGAAAACGUGCCAGCGUCGCUCCGGCCGAAGAUCAAGUCGCAACCGCACGAAUGGGGCGUAUUAGACGACGAAUUCGCGCUGGCAAACAAGGGCAGAUUCUCACGGAUCAUUGCUGCCGAUUGUCUCUGGAUGCUGGCGCAGCACGCCAAUCUGGCCAAAACGUUGCUGUGGUUUCUCAGCGACGGGGGUCGGGUGUGGGUUGUUGCUGGGUUCCAUACUGGUCGGGCUGUUGUUGCGAACUUCUUCGAGACGGCGGUGGCGCUAGGACUGGCAAUUGAGCGUAUAUAUGAGCGAGACCUGAAUGCAGAUGCAGGCGAGGAAGGCCGGGAGGUUCGGCGGGAGUGGGCGGCGGUGAGGGCGGAUGAGGGCCCGGAGAAUCGCAAACGAUGGUGCGUGAUAGCGGAGCUGGGACGGUCAUAA